Molecule: messenger RNA, 594 nt
Organism: Anisakis simplex (herring worm)
Lineage: Eukaryota; Metazoa; Nematoda; Chromadorea; Rhabditida; Anisakidae
Source: the annotation of a GenBank genome assembly
AUGACGAUAUUUAUUGCAGCGAAUGCUUACUACUAUAGGGUUAUUUGCACGAUAACUGGCUAUGGAUGUUCGAAUGGCUACGGUGGGACAGGAUACGGUGGAUCAGGAGGAUAUGGUGGAGGGGGAGUAGGUGGUUACGGUGGAGGUUACUCAGGAACGGGUGGUUACGGUGGAGGUUAUUCCGGACUGGGUGGUUACGGUGGAGGUUAUACCGGAUUAGGUGGUUACGGUGGGGGUUAUGGUGGAGGUUACUCGAGAAUGGGUGGUUACGGUGGCUAUGGGGGAAUGACUGGAGGAAUGGGAGGGUAUGGUGGAUUUGGAGGGUCCGGUGGGCUUGGGGGUGGAUUUGGUGGAUGUAGUGGUUAUGGAGGAUACGGAUGUUCCAGUGGUGGUUCCAGUGGUGGUUUCAGUGGCAGCGGCUACGGAGGUCAGGGUAAUUAUGGUGGAGGCUAUGCACCGCUUUAUCUUGUCUUCCCAAAUUGGAAUGGUGAUGGAUCGUCGAGUGAAGUUGCUGGUAAAUCGAGGAUUGGAUCAACAGUCAAUGGAAAAUGCCCAGAUGCUGCUACAAAGUCAGGUGAUUCGUGUUAUAUAUGA